ACCGACGGACCGCGGGCAUCGCCACUCAAGUCCCGCGUACCUGGAGGUCGGAUUAGGGUAUGGCCACCUGCCUCCAUCCGCUGGCGGAGUCUCUCUUUCCGGAUUCCGCCACCCUCCGCUACCCCCCGGGUGCAGAUCGAAGUUAGCGGGCGACGGCGGGGCCGCGAGACGUGCUCCGGAAGAGGGUCUGAGGCGCAGGAGCGGGUCAGGGAGGCCGGCGCGGACCGUAGAGCAGGAUUCUAACAUUUUCAGAAAGUCUGUUGGAAAGAACAAGUCUACUUCAAUAAAUGAAGGAGAAUAAAGAAAAUUCAAGCCCUUCAGUAACCUCAGCAAACCUGGACCACACAAAACCAUGUUGGUACUGGGAUAAAAAAGACUUGGCUCAUACACCCUCUCAACUAGAAGGACUCGAUCCGGCCACUGAGGCCCGCUACCGCCGAGAAGGGGCUCGGUUCAUCUUUGAUGUGGGCACACGUUUGGGACUACACUAUGAUACCCUGGCAACUGGAAUAAUUUAUUUUCAUCGCUUCUAUAUGUUUCAUUCCUUCAAGCAAUUCCCAAGAUAUGUGACAGGAGCUUGUUGUCUCUUUCUGGCUGGGAAAGUAGAAGAAACACCAAAAAAAUGUAAAGAUAUCAUCAAAACAGCUCGUAGUUUAUUAAAUGAUGUACAAUUUGGCCAGUUUGGAGAUGACCCAAAGGAAGAAGUAAUGGUUCUGGAGAGAAUCUUACUACAGACCAUAAAGUUUGAUUUACAGGUGGAACAUCCGUACCAAUUCCUACUCAAGUACGCGAAACAGCUCAAAGGUGAUAAAAACAAAAUUCAAAAGUUGGUUCAAAUGGCUUGGACAUUCGUAAACGACAGUCUCUGCACGACCUUGUCACUACAGUGGGAACCAGAGAUCAUAGCAGUGGCAGUGAUGUAUCUUGCGGGACGUUUGUGCAAAUUUGAAAUACAGGAAUGGACCUCCAAACCCAUGUACCGGAGAUGGUGGGAGCAGUUUGUGCAAGACGUCCCUGUGGAUGUUUUGGAAGACAUCUGCCACCAGAUCCUGGAUCUUUACUCACAAGGGAAACAACAGAUGCCUCAUCACACGCCCCAGCAGCUACAGCAGCCCCCGUCUCUCCAGCCCACGCCGCCCGCGCCGCCAGCGCCGCAGUCACAGCCGCCUCAAGGCCCCGAGCCGCCCCAGCCCCCGCAGAAGGACUCGCAGCAGCCAGCCCAGCCGCAGCCACCACCACCGGCCCAGCAGCCCAAGAAACCGUCCCCGCAGCCUAGUCCCCCCCGGCAGGCGAAGCGCGCUGUGGUUGUUUCUCCCAAAGAAGAGAGCAAAGCAUCAGAACCACCACCACCUAAAAUUCCCAAAAUUGAGCCCCCUCACCCUCCAUUGCCUCCAGCCCAUCCACCUCCAGACCGGAAGCCACCCCUCGCAGCCGCCUUGGGUGAGGCUGAGCCGCCAGGCCCCGUGGAAGCCGGCGACCUCCCCAAAGUCCAGAUCCCCCCUCCGGCCCACCCGGCCCCCGUGCACCAGCCUCCGCCACUGCCACACCGGCCCCCGCCCCCGCCGCCCUCCAGCUACAUCACCGGCAUGUCUACCAGCAGCUCCUACAUGUCCGGAGAGGGCUACCAGAGCCUCCAGUCCAUGAUGAAGACCGAGGGCCCCUCCUACGGGGCUCUGCCCCCCGCCUACGGCCCGCCGACUCACCUGCCCUAUCACCCCCACGUCUACCCCCCGAACCCGCCCCCGCCGCCCGUGCCACCGCCGCCAGCCUCCUUCCCGCCACCCGCCCCCCCCCCCCCCCCCCCUCGCCACCCCCCCCCCCCGCCCACCUACACCCCCAAUUUCCCGCCGCCCCCCCCCCGCAUGCCGCCCACCCACGCAGUGCCCCCUCACCCUCCUCCAGGCCUGGGCCUGCCACCGGCUAGCUACCCGCCUCCAGCUGUGCCCCCUGGAGGGCAGCCGCCUGUGCCCCCGCCCAUCCCGCCACCUGGCAUGCCUCCAGUCGGGGGGCUGGGGCGGGCAGCCUGGAUGAGGUAACCUGGCGCCCUUCUUUCUUCGUUUUUUAAAGAAAAGUUUUUCUAAUUAACUUGAAAAGUAGUUUAAGUGGGUAAGCCGCAGGGGUACCUUGUAUAAUGCUACACAGUUGUAGUAUGGGAAGAAAUGGACCGGACCCCCAAGAUGAAAUUGGGGUGGUCCUCCACAUCUGGGGAGUGGGGACAGCAGCUCUCACUGGAGCCCAGGCAGAGCCGGUUGUGACCCGACUGUGCGUUUGGUCUCAACCAGCGUCGUCCGCGAGUCCUGCGCUGAGUUACUUUACACUAGUGAGAAUGUUAACCAGCCAUAUUGGCUCAAUAAAUAGCUUCAGUAAGGAGUGAAUUUCCUUCUAGAAAUCAGUGCCUAUUUUUCCUGGAAACGCCAUUUUAAAUAGUCCGGUUCCAUCUGAAGUCAAGCUGUUGUCAUUGCUGUCAUUCCAUGACGUUCUCUCCCAUUACACUUGUAGGUCAAUUGAACCACAUUUUUGAUUUAGAGAUACUUACAUCCUUUGCGUUUAAGUUAUUUUGAAGGGGUUGACUUGCUGGAUGGCUCUAUUCUUUUUCCUCCAGGAAGAAGGGGAGAAAUGUACUUGGAAGUAAUGUAUGUUUACAUCAAUUUGCAAAUUCCUGUACAUAGAGAUAUAUUUUUUAAGUGUGAAUGUAACAACAUACUGUGAAUUCCAUCUUGGUUACAAAUGAGACUCCUUCAGUCAGUUACCCAAAUAAAAUCAGUUCUGAAA
Delphinapterus leucas (beluga whale) is the source of this 2772-nucleotide messenger RNA. It is a transcript of the gene CCNK, whose product is annotated as cyclin K. Gene Ontology annotation, molecular function: cyclin-dependent protein serine/threonine kinase regulator activity. The record is from RefSeq and is a predicted model, not a curated record. Lineage: Eukaryota; Metazoa; Chordata; Mammalia; Artiodactyla; Monodontidae. Gene Ontology annotation, biological process: regulation of transcription by RNA polymerase II.